CCAAGCGCGGCUGUGUAGUAUUCAAACAAACGACGAGCUCUAGUGCAUUUAGAAAAGUUCGUUUUCGAAUUCUUUAAUUGUUUGACUUUGGUUUGUGUGGCGGAAAACGGGCUUUGCACUCGACGCGUUAAAGUGUCUCAGUAUGAAUACCAGACGCCAUCGUCGUUGAAGAAGCAACAAACCACGGCAGAUGGUAGGAGUCAAGAUUGGCAUAAUCUGGUUAAGGUGUUCUUAAUCACUGCUUGCCUUUCAGAAAACAAGAUAAAAGCAGAAAAUUGGUCAGAAGUAGCAGCAGGAGCAGAAGAAGAUGUAUGUAACAAGGCCGCUUUCUCUGUACAAGGACAACCCUGAGGCUUUAGAGAUUUUCCCACCGGAGGGCCCUUACUCUGGGUACCUUCUCAUCCAAGAUGCUGAAGGAGAAGAGGAGGCAAGGUCCAGCGGGAGUUGGUUGGUGGGGUUGUUCAAAGACACGACCAGGUGUAGGACACUGCCCUUCCCGCAGGACAAGCUUCUCAAGGUUGAGUAUACAAGUGGAUCCGGCGAGGACUCCCACACCGUCACGAACAAGACGUUCUUCAUCCCAGUUCUCGGUCAGCCCUUGUCCUCGAACCUCUACUACGUUGUCAAGGCUCAAGGGAAAAACAAAGGGUUGGUUCAUACUUGUUCAAGAGAAGAAGAUGUGACUACAUUCUGCCUCUGUACAUGCAUAAACGAUGUGAAGCCCAUUCGUUUCAGUUCCAGUAACAUCUACCAGCAGAUGAAGAUAAUAAAACGCCAAAAUGGAGGCUUUAAGGCUGAAUCUACAGUUUCUGAUGGUUUUCCUCCCGACUUUCUGCGCGUAAAAGGGUGGCGAGUUCAUACUUCUGACUUGCCGGGAAAGAGGAAACUAGCACAUGUUGAUGGUCUCAAUGUUUGUCUUAGAUCAAAGACUCCAGACUUCGACUUUCCAAUGUCACAAAAGAGCUCGAGCACUGUCACCGUGGGAGAGUGGUACUGCCCCUUCCUGUUCAUUAGAGAGAUUGGUGGUCUGAAGGAUCCAGAGAGCCAAAUGAAAGAGAGUUUGUUUUACAGAAUGAAACUUGAGCAACAAUGGGUGGAAAUUUCCAACGCAGAGAAUUACCACAGAAGCGUGUAUGUGCCAGUGAGGACUAGUUUCAGUAAGGAGGAGGCAUUGAUUGGUGAUGGCAAAUAUAUGGUCAAUGAAUCCGAUGUGGCAGAUGGGAUGCUAGUUCUGAGAGGGAGGAAUGAAUUUGGAACAUUAGUUGGUGUAGGUUUGAGUCAAGAGAUCAUAGAGAAAAUGAGGAAUGAGCAAGGGGGAGGACGACAGGAGGAAGAUCAAGUGAGUGUGAAGAGGGUGUUUGAAUGUGAGAACAAUGGUUGGACGAAGUUUGGUUGCUAUGUUCUGGAGGAAAGAUAUGUACUGAGGAGGAUGGAUGGAACUGUAGUGCUCACUUAUAUAUUUAAAGAUCCGCAUCAAAUCAAACCCAAAUGGGAGUGAGACCUUGGAAAUUUGGCUAUUGUGUAGUUUGUCAUGGAAAUUCCUGUGUUCUUGUAUAUUGUGAAUAUGAGAAGUCUUGCAUGUAAUUUUGUGCCAGAACCAUAUCGGAUAGCUGUUUAGGAGUAUAGAAAUUAUCUAUGUCGGAUAACCAUUAGAUAAAAGAUAUACAUAUAAACGUGUCGUGCUCAUGAUCUAAUGAAUCUCCUAGUAGAGUAGAAUGACUGCAUUUCUGAGUUUGCGGACACAGGAUUUCCUGCACUUGGGGGUUUCUUCACGUAACCUUCUUCAAGCUUCUAGUAUGUGAGUUGGAGAUAAAUGCCAUGUAAGCUGAUUGCCGUAUUUUCCCCAUUCAGCUGGUAAACGUCCAAGCAACUAUGGAGUCAUUUCUUUCUCCGUUGGUUCCUGCUAUUGAACAGAUAUGUACUAAUUAGCUGUAAAAUGACAACGUAACUUAGUCUGAUUCCCUUUUAUUUGUUUUAUUUCUUCUGGAUAAUUCUUUUGUAACACUAUUUAAGCAGCAAUGCUUGAUGAAAUAAAGCAACAGAACCUCAUUUCU
This is a messenger RNA of Nymphaea colorata (pocket water lily), 2054 nucleotides long. RefSeq lists its product as uncharacterized. The transcript has 2 exons. The record is from RefSeq and is a predicted model, not a curated record. The coding region runs from base 308 to 1498 and encodes 396 amino acids. Lineage: Eukaryota; Viridiplantae; Streptophyta; Magnoliopsida; Nymphaeales; Nymphaeaceae.